Molecule: messenger RNA, 1854 nt
Organism: Linnemannia hyalina
Lineage: Eukaryota; Fungi; Mortierellomycota; Mortierellomycetes; Mortierellales; Mortierellaceae
Source: the annotation of a GenBank genome assembly
AUGGCUGACAACCUUCGAUUCGAUGGUCGCGUUGUUAUCGUGACUGGUGCCGGCGGUGGACUCGGCAAGUCCCACUCCCUCUUCUUUGGAUCUCGCGGUGCCUCGGUUGUCGUCAACGAUCUCGGUGGUUCCCACACAGGUGAGGGAGCCUCGAGCCGCGCUGCCGAUCUUGUUGUCGAUGAGAUCCGCGCCGCUGGCGGUAAAGCUGUUGCCAACUACGACUCUGUCCUUGACGGAGACAAGAUUAUCGAGACUGCCAUGAAGGCCUUUGGCCGUGUCGACAUUGUCAUCAACAACGCCGGUAUCCUCAAAGAUGUCUCCUUUGCUCGUAUGACCGAUCAGCAGUGGGAUGCCAUCUUCUCGGUCCACGUCGAUGGCGCCUACAAGGUCACCAGGGCCGCCUGGCCUAUCUUCCGCAAGCAAAAGUUUGGCCGUGUCAUUAACACCACCUCUGCUGCUGGUAUCUAUGGAAACUUUGGUCAGGCCAACUACUCGGCUGCCAAGCUCGCACUGGUCGCAUUCACCAGAACGCUUGCUCUCGAGGGCAAGAAGGACAACAUCCACUGCAACGUCAUUGCCCCCAUCGCCGCCUCGCGCAUGACCGAGACCGUCCUUCCCCCAGACAUGCUCGCCUCCCUCAAGCCCGAGAUGGUCACACCCCUGGUCGCCUACCUCUGCCACGAAGAGACCGCCGAAAACGGAUCCCUCUUCGAGGUCGGUGCUGGUUAUGUCGGAAAGCUCCGCUGGGAACGUACCGGAGGCCACGGGUUCCCCAUUGACCAGAAGCUGUUGCCUGAGCACAUCUCUGAGAAGUGGGGCAAGAUCACUGACUUUGAGGACGGUCGCGCCACUCAUCCGGACACGACUGCCGAGUCGAUGGAGAGCAUUCUUUCCAACUUUGAGAACACUUCCAAGGCUGAUACCGAGGCUGUCCGCCCCAAGGUCAUUUCUGAAGAUGGCAAGGUCGAUGUCGAGGCCGCAAAGGCGUUGACCUUCCCGUCUGAGUCCUUCUCCUACACCGAGCGUGAUGUCAUCCUUUACAACCUCGGUAUCGGCGCCAAGCGUACCGAUCUCCAUCUCGUCUACGAGAACAGCGAAGCCUUCACCGCCGUCCCUACGUUCGGUGUCGUCCCCUCGUUUGCAGCCAUGAACGGCGUUCCAUUUGGCGAGAUCCUCCCCUCGUUCAACCCCAUGAUGCUCCUUCACGGCGAACAGUACCUCGAGAUCAUCCGGCCCUUCCCCCCCAACGCCCAGUUGACCUCCACCCCUUACGUUGUCGACAUCCUAGACAAGGGCAAGGGAUGUGUCGCCACCAUCGGCGUCAAGACCACGGACGAGGAGGGCAACGACAUCUGCAUCAACGAGUUCACCAUGUUCAUCCGCGGGGCCGGAAACUUUGGCGGCAAGAAGGAGGGCGCCGACCGUGGUGCAGCCACAGCCGCCAACAAGACCCCCAACCGCAAGCCCGACCACGUCGUUAUCGAAAAGACAGGCGAGGACCAGGCUGCGCUCUACCGUCUCUCAGGAGACUGGAACCCGCUUCACAUUGACCCCGAGAUGGCAGCCGUCGGAGGCUUUGAUAUUCCUAUCCUCCAUGGUUUGUGCUCGUUCGGUAUUGCCGGCAAGCAUAUCUUCAACGCCUACUGCAACAAUGAUCCCAACAGCUUCAAGAACAUCAAGGUCCGUUUUGCAAAGACUGUCAACCCGGGUGAGACACUCGAGACGUCGAUGUGGCGCGAGGGUAAUAAGGUCCUGUUCCAGGUCCGUGCUAUUGAACGUGAUGCUAUUGUCAUCUCCAACGCAGCCGUUGAGCUCCAGGGGGAUGCCUCCAUGUCCUCCAAGCCCAAGCUGUAA